AUGAUGCUGUGGCUGGGGAUCUGGGAGGAGUACGUGUGGAGGCGGGAGAAUAGGUGGCGCGUAUGGGGAGGGGCGGCCCUUCUGUGCCUCUUCUUCAUGGUGGCGACGCCGAAGAUCCCCCACUCCCGCAGCCACCACCAGUAUGCUGACAUGCGGAACUUCCUCGGUUGGUAUCUUGGAUAUCUUCUGUUUGUUGCAAUCUUCGUCUUUCCAUCUCGGUAAUUGAGGCUUCCUGUGUCUUUUGCGCCGUCCUCUCAUGCUUUCCUCAUGCAGGGGUUCCCAACACGCUGAACGUGCUCACGAGUUUCCCUCUGCUUAUGGUCGGAGUCGUUGGCUUUAUUUUAUGCCUUCACGGAAGUUGCUUCGGCAUCAGGUUUGCCCCGUCGAGUUCUGCGUCUUCUGUGUUCCGUUGUUUUGUUCUUUUAUUCCUUUUUGACGGACAGGACUCCUUGCUAUGGUCAGCGUUAAGGGGGAGACUUGGGGCUGGGCAUUCUUCUAUGCUGGAGUCGUGGGGUUGGCAUUCGGAUCUUCUUAUUAUCACCUCAAGCCUGAUGAUUCUCGCGUCACAUGGGAAGUAUUCCCGGUGAAUAUUCUUGCCGUUGUAUCUCUUCUGUUUCUGAUGGAACUCUGUUGUACGUUUGACUUGCUUUUAGAUACGUUAUUCUUGCGUUGGUUUCAUCAUUUGUAUCAUGCAGACCAAAUCUCAGCAAUCUCCAAUUAUUUUCUAUUUUUUUAUUAGCAUAACUCGCACCAAACAGACUAGUGCACUCUCUGACUCGACAUCGUCGAAUCGGAAUCCCAAGUCUGAUCCUUGAUUGACAGAACGCGGUUAUGCAAUGAUCACUACUGUCUUACUCAACGUAGUAAGGCGUCUUCUUACCAUAGAUGAGGCCACGCUACGGACGUAAAACAAGAGUUGAUUGAUACGUAUAAAAACUUUGGAAGCUGGACUCCGUUUGGAGCCACCUGAAUCCGGUGGCGUCUAUGUCCUGGCAUCGGUUGACAUGUUUUAGAUUGUUUGGCACUCUGCUCUCUCAAAGGGAAGCUGCACGACAUGGUUCCGUAAGAAAUGCAUGUGAAUCAAGACCAUGGUUCAUCAGUAGCGUUUUGUGUCCGCUAUUUUCGGAUUUUUUCUGCCAAUGGAGCAUAGGUAUCUGGUGGCCUUAUCCCUAGUUUAACUGCUCACAUUGUGAGAAUAUCCUGAGAAAAUCGUGGCAUUUUAACUUUCUAUUCCUUGUCCUAGACGUGUAAAAAGUACGUUGCAAAAAUAUAAAUAUAUAUUUGUGUCAGGUUAACAACCUCUUGGAAUAUCAGAAAAGCUUUCAAGUGACUAGUGAAAUAAAUGCAUAAUUGGCUCUGAAAGAUUAGAACGCCCACGCAAUCUUUCUCUUCUCUCGUUAGAAUUAUUGUCCUGCUGAUAUGAAGGUAUGCCUGACACACCUUGUCUGAUGUCUGUGUCAGUUACUUCUUUGCUCCCUUGACAGCUGUCACAUUUUAAACUGAGUUGCUAAUAGGGGGUUUGGUAGUUGAGGCUGAUUUUUGUUUUAAUUUGUUAUCAUGCAAAUUAUAAACUACAUUCAUUGCCAUUCUGUUCUUGAGUUCUUUCGGGUCUGUCAAAUGUCAUGGCCGUAGAGCCGUUCCUUUUUUUCUGUCAAAUAUCAUGCAACAAUACGUUAUUUUUUAACUAGAGUUAUGUGAUGCAGAUGAUGAUUUCAAUAGUUUCACUCUUUUCUACCUUAGUUGUAGAGAGAGUAGAUGAACGGCUUGGAUUGACUUGUUUAUUUUCCCUUAUGUCGCUUGUCCUCGGCAGCAUUGCUUAUGAAAGGUAAGAGUUUGGUUUCACCAGGUUGUUCAAGUUACCCACGCUGCUAAAACUGAAAGCUUGAUCGUUUAACUUCGUAUAUUUAUCUUUUUAUGGAGCUUAUGUCCAUGUGUUCCAGGACAUUUGAUGAUCUCCGGUUACGCAUGACACUCACCUUCAUCCCAAGUAUAUCAAUCCCAGCACUAGCUUUCGUGUUUCCGGCCAAGUAUUCACAUUCAAGAUACUGGUUUUGGGCCGCAGGUCUAACCUUCAAAAACUUUAUUAUUUUUGCCAUUUUUUUCUUUCUUCCAUUAAGGAGAUAUGAUUAUUGGAGAAAGUUAAACUUGUUUCAUUGCACUUCCAAUGUUUUACCAUACAUCAUUGUUUGUGCGUUAGCUAGAGGUUAUGGAACGUUCAUAUUUUUGUCUCAAAGUAUCUGGGAAACUUAUAUGAAAAGUGAAGUAAUUGCCCUAAGCUUUUAUACCCAAGGUUUUUUGUCUUUUAAUUUAUUUUCCCCAUCUCCAACUUCUCUCCCACUACUCUGCUUCUUGUGUCUGUCGCUCUUUAUUUUCAUUAGCCGCUGUUCUUCCAUCAAUCUCAUUCUGAAUGUCUAAUAUGCGCGUGCCUAAUCUUUGAUACCUGUUUUUUACAUUAGGGCUUUAUCUUGUGGCAAAAUUUGUGGCAUCAGCUGAUAUGAAAGUCUAUUGGUCAACUAGUUAUAUCAUCAGCGGGCAUUCAUUGGCUCACAUAAAUCUAGCGUUGGUCCCUAUUUUGCUAUCUCUGAUGCUUUGGUUCAGAAAUAUUAAAAUUCCCAGGUAUGCUGAUAUUUUUCCACAAUAUUCUGAAAAACCGCUCGUAAAUACUGCCUGGUUAUAUGGCUCGAUGCUUUUGCAAAUCUUUUUAAGCUUCUCUGAUGGUUCAUGGAAGAUAUGAUAGAAGAUAUUUGGUAUAAUAAUAUUCUGGGUAAGAUUCGUUUAAGGCAAGAGACCAUGAACGUGAGAAUGCUCUAAAUUUCCCCAAUCCCCUGGAAUUUGGCUCCGUGAAAAAAUCACCUGACGCUGCUAUCCUCUGAAAGCCUGAAGCAAGGAAAUCUCCGAAUGCCACGCAAGUUUUCUGCCCUAGCUUUGUUUCAUAGGUUUUUAAAUUAAAUAAAAUAAAUAUUAAAUAUUUUCAGACGGGAGCACGUGUGGUUUAACAUGGAUUAAACGUUGUCUUGUGCCCCUAGGGCCCAUCCUUGGGCUCAUUUUAUUUUUUAGUUUACUUUCUUGAGUAAACUAAAGUCAAUUGUCUCUGCAGCUUCAUCUGGCCUGAUAAGUAGGGGAGAGAAAAUAUUUAAAAAAUUGAAAGAAAAAUCUUCUAUAGAAGAAAUACACCCACAGGUCAACUCCUAUUGACAUGUACGUCUUUAAACGCACUGAUAAAAGUAAAUAGAGAGAAGAAACUCAAGGAGGAGCAACAUCUGAAUUGGUGCAAGGUUUCUAGUAGCAGUAGGCUACUUUUUUUACAAAGUUAAUCCGGAGGCUUCAUUCGAAUAGUUUGCGUUUUUUUUUUUGCAUAAUUUCGAUAUAUUUUUUCAUCAGUUAUCUUUUGGUUGCUUUUUUUUUUGCGUCACUAUAAAUUUCUUUUGUAGAUUUAAACGGGAUUUUUUCCCUUUUUCCUUGUUCUUACUCCAUUCUCAGGGACUCUUAA
Messenger RNA from Spirodela intermedia, 3490 nucleotides. NCBI's taxonomy places the organism in Eukaryota, Viridiplantae, Streptophyta, Magnoliopsida, Alismatales, Araceae. The record is from the annotation of a GenBank genome assembly.